AUACUUGAUCAAAUUUUUAUCCAAGCUGUCAGAAUAUCAAGAUGUAAACAAGAUGACUCCCAGUAACAUGGCCAUUGUCUUAGGACCUAACCUCCUGUGGCCACAAGCGGAGGGGAACAUCACAGAGAUGAUGACCACGGUUUCACUGCAGAUCGUGGGGAUCAUCGAGCCCAUCAUCCAGCAUGCGGACUGGUUCUUCCCUGGGGAGAUAGAGUUCAACAUUACAGGCAACUAUGGGAGUCCAGUCCACGUGAACCAUAAUGCCAACUACAGCUCAAUGCCCUCCCCAGACAUGGACCCCGCUGACCGGCGCCAGCCUGAGCAGGCCCGUCGGCCUCUCAGCGUCGCCACGGAUAACAUGAUGCUGGAGUUUUACAAAAAGGAUGGCCUUAGGAAAAUCCAAAGCAUGGGUGUGAGGGUCAUGGACACAUCUUGGGUGGCUCGAAGAGGCUCCUCGGCUGGCCGGAAAGCAUCCUGCGCCCCACCCUCCAUGCAGCCUCCCGCCCCACCUGCUGAGCUGGCCGCGCCCCUUCCAUCACCCCUGCUGGAGCAGACCCCAGACAGCCCUGUGGUUCCAGCACUCUCUCCAUCAGGCAUGGGCCUGCAGCCCACCAUUGAGCGCCCCAGCUCAUCUAAAAGCAAGGAAUUGUCUCCAGGAUCAGGGCAGAAAGGAAGUCCAGGCUCCAGCCAGGGGACAGCCUGUCCAGGGACACAACCAGGGCCACAACCAGUCACCCCCAGCCAGCCACCUGCAGACCAGAGUCCUCACUCCCUCCGGAAAGUUUCAAAGAAGCUGGCACCAAUUCCACCCAAGGUCCCCUUUGGUCAGCCAGGAGCUGUGACUGACCAGUCUGCUGGCCAGCCAUCCCCAGUCAGCCUGUCUCCUACUCCCCCAAGCACCCCAUCACCCUAUGGACUGAGUUACCCUCCCGGGUACUCCUUGGCCUCAGGCCAGCUCUCCCCAGCUGCAGCUCCUCCUCUGGCCUCUCCUUCCAUCUUUACAAGCACUUUAGCCAAAUCACGGCCCACCCCUAAGCCCCGACAGAGACCCACUCUGCCGCCACCUCAGCCUCCCACGGUCAGCCUCUCAGCCUCGAGUCCACAGUCCACGGAGCACCCUAUACUGGAUGGCAUGUCCCCUGGGGAAAGCAUGUCUACAGAUCUUGUCCACUUUGAUAUCCCCUCCAUCCACAUAGAACUGGGGUCGACACUUCGCCUGAGCCCCCUGGAGCACGCACGGCGACACUCAGUGACUGACAAGAGGGACUCAGAGGAAGAGUCUGAGAGCACGGCCCUCUGAUACAGCCCUGCCCUGACAUGUGUACAUACAUACAUGGACCCCAGGGACACGCCGCCAGGAGCAGCGUCCCUGAGCUUGCCAAGGAUUCUCCAUUGGCUCUUUGCUAUCACUUCCAACGCCAGGUUGGAGUUUGGCAAGAGUGCGAUCUUCUGUCCACGUGGCGAAUGUUGGUGCAGAUUUUGUUUGUUCUUUUUGGGUGGUGACUUCAGCCUUUUGUUUGACCUUUGCCUUUUGACUUUGUGCCUAUUUGCAUCCAUCUUCAGCCUCCAUGCCAAGCAACACCCACCUCUCCAUCCAAGGCCUUGUCAGAUCCUUGGCA
Molecule: messenger RNA, 1619 nt
Organism: Castor canadensis (American beaver)
Lineage: Eukaryota; Metazoa; Chordata; Mammalia; Rodentia; Castoridae
Source: RefSeq, a predicted model, not a curated record